UUUUCUGAAAGUCUCUAGGGAAUUACCGUACUGCUUAAUAAACUGCUUUCGAUAGCAGAACUAUCGGUAAUUCUUUAUCAUUUAAUAUCAAAACGUGGUCAAAUCCGUCAAGAUGCAGAUUCCACCGAUUUUUAUGGAAUUACCCUUAGAUGAUCAGGCACAGGAAUUGCGAGCAUAUUUUAAAAGUCUUGGAGCUGAGAUCAGUGAAGAAAAAUCUCCCAAAGGAAUAGAGGAUGAUUUACAUAAAAUCAUUGGAGUUUGUGAGGCUUGUUUUAAAGAAGGAAAUGAAAAUGAAAUUGAAACUGUAUUAAAUGAUAUUGUUUCUCUCAUGAUAUUAAUACCUACUGAAAGAGCAGAAAAUUUAAUAUUAGCAUUUUGUGAGAAGCUUACAAAAGCACCAGGUUAUAAAUUAGGCUUGGUGUGUUUGAAAGCUUUAUGGUUAUUAUUUCAAUCUCUUUCCGAUGAUUCGCCAAUGAGAUACCAUGUCUAUUAUCAUCUAGUUCAAAUAGCUCGUAAUGUAGACCAAGUGAAAGCAGUUUACGGAGGAAUAGAUCAAUUGAAACAACAAUUUGCAUCAUUUCCACCAUCCAAUGAACAAAUGCAAAAAUUAUUGCGUUUGUUACAUGAAGUACUUCUCAGUUGUAAACAAGGAGAACAGGCAGCUGCUGUAAUGGUAGAACUUCUUGGAACAUAUACAGCAGAAAAUGCUUCUGCUGCAAGAGAAGAUGCCCAACGUUGCAUUUUAGCUGCUCUUGCAGAUCCAAAUACAUUUUUACUCGAUCCAUUAUUAGCCUUAAAGCCUGUACGGUUUUUAGAAGGAGAACUGAUUCAUGAUUUAUUACUUGUAUUUGUACAAGAAAAAUUACCAGCAUAUCUACAUUUUUAUCAACAUCAUAAAGAAUUUGUUGAGCAUCAACUUGGGUUAAACCAUGAGCAAAAUAUGAAAAAAAUGAGGUUAUUAACAUUCAUGCAAUUGGCAGAAACAAAUCCAGAAAUGUCAUUUGAUACCAUCCAAGAAGAAUUACAAAUUAAUGAAGAUGAAGUAGAAAACUUCAUUAUUGAUGUCUUGAAAACGAAACUUGUAAGAGCACGUAUGGAUCAAGCUGGUCGUAAAGUACUUAUUUCAAGUACAAUGCAUAGAACCUUUGGAAGGCCACAAUGGAUGCAAUUACGAGACUUACUUGUUGCUUGGAAGGCCAAUUUGUCCGCUGUUCAAGAUGCUAUGAAAUCCGUAGCUGCUGCACAAAUGGAACUUGCAACAAAAAAGAAAGAGGGCGAUGUAUAAGUAUACUUGGUCUUCACAGUGGUAGUACCUACUAUCCUCUACACACAUUUUUUGCCAUAAUUAAGAAUUGGCACUUGCCUUAUAUAGAAUAAAUGAAAAUAUUUAAAUGAAAUAUAUAUUAUUAUUUUCAGUUAUAAUUUAUUAUUACUUUCGGGUUAUAUAUUAAAAUUCCAGUUUCUGUUUUUUUUUUUUUUUUUUUUUUUUUUUCCAGCAGAAAAUUGUAUACGAAGUAUACCACGCCACACUCGUGAGACAAUUGAAUAAAAUAAUUUACUAAUAAUUUGAAAAGAAUAAAUAUUACGUAUGUGAAAUACAGAGGAAACAAUAUUAUUAUUGUGAAUAUUCGUACUUUUUAUUAUCACAUGGUAAUGAUACAAAAUAUCAUUUGUACAAUUGUAUAUGCAGCAGAUAUAAUACUUUAUUAAAAAUUUAUAACACAAACAAAAAACCUCAACAUAUGUAAACUAAAUUAAUAAAACAAUAGAUAGCACAUACACUCCUUUUAAUAGAAAACAAAUAAUUAUUUAACUUAUCUAAUGUGUGUCAUUGCAUAUUUCAGUACCUUAAUAAUAAGUGUCUAUCUUGUUUCUCUCUGUCACCGUUUAACUGUCAUCAAUAUAAAAGUAUUAUUUUAACAAAGGUGUAUAAUUUUUCGAAGGCACUACAGGAGUUUUCAUUUUGUAUGUAACCAUUUACCAUUAUUGAUGCCUUGAUAUAAAUUAAGUUCAGUACAAAUGAUAGAAUGCAGUUUGUCAUUGGAAUGACUUACAUGUGCUUAUUUAUCAUAAAGUUCACUAUAAAACAUAGCAUAUAAUUUUCAUUGCGUUAUAUAAUCAAAAUAUUUUUAAAAUUACGAAUUUAAUAAUUUUAAUAUUUUAUGGUAUUUAAUCUAUAUAAACUAUGUCAAUAGUACUAAUAUUAUUAUGAGAAUGACACAUUGCAUUGACUUAAAUAUAAACAUUUGAUGUUGGUAAUAAUAAAGAUAAAAUAUGUGUACAUAUAUAAAAA
Vespa velutina is the source of this 2293-nucleotide messenger RNA. It is a transcript of the gene eIF3m, whose product is annotated as eukaryotic translation initiation factor 3 subunit M. The transcript is spliced from 8 exons. Gene Ontology annotation, biological process: cytoplasmic translational initiation. Bases 113 to 1285 code for a protein of 390 amino acids. The record is from RefSeq and is a predicted model, not a curated record. Gene Ontology annotation, molecular function: translation initiation factor activity. NCBI's taxonomy places the organism in Eukaryota, Metazoa, Arthropoda, Insecta, Hymenoptera, Vespidae. Gene Ontology annotation, cellular component: cytoplasm; eukaryotic translation initiation factor 3 complex.